CUUCCGGGCCGGCAUUUUGGGCUGGGCGGAGGCGGGAAAUGGCGGCCGGGGCGGCCGCCCGCCGGGACCCGCGGGUUCGCUGCUGCUCGCGGCGGGGCCUGGAGCGGGUGCUGGGGCUGUGCGCGCCCUUCCUGCGGGCGCUGGCACCGGGGCAGCCGGGCGGCACCGCCGCCGCGGACGACGUGCUGUGGCCCUCGAAUCUCUUGCAGAACUUCGAGGCAGCAGUGCGAGAGAAUGUUACGAUUAACGGGCAGCCCUGGGGGGAUACGUCAGCCAGCUCCGAACCGUGUGGUUCCUACAUCAAAAUUCUGGAAGACCAGUUUGAUGAACUUAUAGUAGAGACAUCAACAAAGCGUAAGCAGUGGCCUAAGAAGAUACUGGUACAUGCUAUCCAAAGCAUGAAAGCAGAGCAAGAAAUGUUGAAGCUCUACCAGCCUGUGGUAACGCCAGAAGAGAUCAGGUCACAGCCUUCUCAAGAUGCUUACAUCACAGAUCUGAAGCAGGUGACAGAAACGGUGUCUGAACAGAUUGGUGAGGCAAUGAAGUCCCUCCCUGCGCUAAUAGAAAGAGCAGAAGGUUUUUCCCAAGCGCUAACUUGGCAACCAACCCUGGAACUCUGCAAGCUGCGGCAAGAAGUCUUUGCUGGUUGUAAUGCAAAGGAGGAAGAUAACGUCCAAAGCUUCGUAUCACCGGGAGAGGUCACGCCAACCCACACUGACACCAGUAAAAAUCCCUACACUUUGUUCAAGAGGAAAAGAGCUGCAGAUUCACCACAGAGAAGAUACUACCCGCUUCGGCGGAGGAAAAUUACCCUCAGCGCAUGAAUUUCUCAUUUUGUGUUUUCAGAUUGGAUACUCAGUUGCACUCUGGUUCGGUGUAUUCAGUCUGUUAUUUUUAAACUUUAUUCUGCCCUCUAAUCCAGUGCUAUACGUGGGAGCUUCCUUAAUUAUUUAGAUUUUGAUCCGCAUCCCUAUUUUUCUUACUGUUACAAUGGUGGUAUAUGAAAGCCUAUGCGUGCCAGUAACAUCUGGUAUCCUACAAAUGUAUUUACUGAUUCACUCUCAUUUUUUACCCUUUUAUUACGGAAGUUAGCUUGAAGUCCUUGUGCUUUUCAGAGCUGUGCAAAUGCUUUGUGUCUGUAAGCAGUCUUUUUGUAAACCACUAAGUGCUCGAAAACAGCAGGCAUAUCUCUGAAGAGGCUGGAGAACGUCUGGUUCUCCUAAUGAACCUUCGUUUAUACUGAGCUUGGUGGCUAUCUAAUAAAUUAAGAAGAGUUUCAAACUGGAACAUACUAAAACCUCCAUUUUUGGUAUGAUGCUUUAGUUUUCUGAAAAUCCAUAGCAAAUCUAAAAUCAGUCCCUCCUAUUUCACCUUUCCUGAAUUUAGGUCAGCAAGGCUUACGUAUCAUCACAUUGGUUUAAAUGUGGGACUUAAAUAAUUGUAUGUAUUUGCUUGCAGUGUGCUCUUCAGAGCAAGGAUUUGACCAUCUGCAUCUUUCCAUCUGAUAUUUCAGUUCAUGUAAUCCAUAUAAGCAGUCUGGGGGUUUCCUUGACAACACUUCUACACAUUACAGGAUCUUGACUUGGGUCACGUAUGCAACUGUGGCAUUUGACUAAACUUUAAAAAUCAGUAUAGGCUAACAGUAAAUGGUAUUAGGUUGAGCUAGCUUACUUUUUUUAAACACAUUAGUACCUAGGUAGUAUUAAAUUGAGCAUUAUGCCUUAACCAUCGAUAACUUUUUCUGGCUUAUGAGUGCAUGUGCUUACAGUAAAUACGUGUGUGUAGCAUGUAAUGUAUUCUCACGGUAAAUAGAGGGUUUUUAAGAAGCUUUAGUAGUGUAGUGUUGUGGGAAGACAGAUCCAACUUGAUGUCUAAGAGACGGAAAAUUUUCAAGAAAACGUGUAACAGAUUUUAGCACUGUCUAUUUUGUAAAGGUGAGCAUCUGUGCUAAAGCUUUGUAUAUUUAAUCAUAUGUAAAUAUAUUUCCCGUGGCUUUUGUAUAUAGAAACUUGUUUUUAUAUGAAGUAAAAGAAAUCAAUUAAGAAAGAUCAAA
This is a messenger RNA of Oxyura jamaicensis (ruddy duck), 2053 nucleotides long. RefSeq names its product NSL1 component of MIS12 kinetochore complex (gene NSL1). NCBI's taxonomy places the organism in Eukaryota, Metazoa, Chordata, Aves, Anseriformes, Anatidae. Gene Ontology annotation, biological process: mitotic sister chromatid segregation. Gene Ontology annotation, cellular component: kinetochore; MIS12/MIND type complex. The record is from RefSeq and is a predicted model, not a curated record. The coding region runs from base 39 to 824 and encodes 261 amino acids. The transcript has 6 exons.